AUGGAACUUCUGAUGGCUUGGCUUCAACUUCGAACGAAUGCUCCUGGCCUUCAAGGGGCCUUUGUCAUUGAAGAUCGAUCAGUCUACGAUGCAAACUGCGCGUCAAAGAUGCUCACUUUCUUGACAUGUCCGAAGUCAAGUAUAGAAGACGUCUGUGUGAAGAGGCUGGAUCCCGAGAGCUUCAUCGUCGAAUGCCCAGUCUUCGCAGCGAUUCGAACAAGAGUCAAAGCCGGACCGGUUCCACCCGGGUUCACAAGGCUGUUCCUGGAAAGAAUCACUUCCACGCCUAUUGUUGUAGAGAAACUAUACGCCCAAAUACUCUGUCCACUCAGCCAUGUCGUGGCCCUCAUGGUGGAUGACUUAGGCGGUUUGUCAAAAUCGGCCGGUGUUCUAGCAUCAUUGAUGUGCAACUGGAGAACACUCAGCAUAUCUCCGAAGCCUUUGCUUUUUGUGGUUACCAAGGACAAGGGAAUCACGGAAGAUAUAUUCGUCAGAGAAGUUACUUUGCAUUGCUUGGAGCUUCUGCGGGUUCUUCACGCUGACACGCCACCGACGUACACGCAUGUCAAAAGCGAAUGGACCACAAAUUUCGAAAGCAUAGCCAUUGUUGCGACAGAGGAAGUGAAUCUAUAUUACCAUCUCGUCAUCUUUUCAGAAGACAUCUUACGGCAAAGAAGACAGAAGCGAUUUGCCUUCGCUUCUGAUACACUCCACAAACUCGUCAUUCAAGGCAUCUGUCAAAUAGGGAGUAGGGAGGAAUUCAACAUCGUGAGGUCGCUACGAUCACAGUCACAGCGAUUUCUCCCAUCCCUCUUUGUGCCAUACGCCCUAAAGCUAUCAAGUACGAAGGAAGAGUUUCCCGAGUUCAAUUGGCGAAGUCUCAUAGCUUCUUCUCUGGUGGUUGACAGUCAUCGGCCCUCUCAUCAUGUGUUUCAAUCCGACCUAAUUUUUGAAGAGGAGUAUGAAUGCAUGCUUGGCUACCUUGCACUAAAGGCUCGACAGCCUGGGUUAGUGGCUUCAGUCAAGCAAGACUUUUGUAGUAUGAUUGCAGGCGCUGCGGCCAAUCCGGAAGCUCUUCUAGAAGUCCACUUGCAACUUCUCAAAACCCACGGCGAAAAACUGUUUCCUUCUCAGGCUUGUGCUAUAUGCUUUUUUCGAGCCGCAACGCAUACUGCUACCUGUUCACACAAACUGUGUGAUUCAUGCAUCGAUCUUCUUGAGAUGCCGAGCAACGUUAUGCAACACCCCACUUGUCGUCUCUGUCAAAAGGGCGAAAUUCUGAUCAAGCCACGCGAUGUGGCUGUGCGAGCAUUGAUACUGCACGGAAGGACUUCCCGAGGUACCGUCAGCUUUCUUCAUCGUUUGCGGCGCGCUUUGCUGGGCCCGCUUGAAGAGUACUUUGAUAUUGUGAUAGCGUUAGAUAGAGCUGUACCUGUCGUUUUAGAUCAUUUUUGCCGUCGCUGGCCUUUAUCUCAAUGCGUUCCGAGCUAUAAAAGUAAGAAAUGGAUACUGAAUAAGUUGAGUAGGCGAGUUCCAAGUUUACUGGGAAAUCAAUGUCAUUUGAUCCUCUUGCGUGGAAAGACUAUCAUGAGCAGCUAUGGCGAGCCACGGAGGAAACAGGAUCGCCAGCCGGAAGUGAUAGAAGCGGAGCUUGCUAAGUUGUGGCCAUCCAAGCCAGUUCUCAGAGUAGAGCAUGACAAAGACUCAUCUUGGCUGGAGGGAAAUGUGCAAGCAAACAUGGCUUUUGCUGCGCUGUUCCAUGUGGUAGUAUCUGAUAGCCCUGAGUCGACGUGCGCUCACUUGACGGUGUUCUGUUCGAUACCGCCGGGAGCUCAUCUUCAACGCAUUGCUAUGCAUGCGCGGACGAAAAAGAUGAGUUUCUACUACGGAGACCAAGGAGGAUGGUCUCAAGAAGAUCUAUGCGAUAUCUCUACAUGGAAUUGCGUUCGAUCAGGUGGCGCCUUUACUAAACGAAUCAACGUCAAUCAGCCUGAUCCGAGAUCGAUCAAGGCGAAGAUUGAUGGUCCAUUCGAGAUGAUGGAUCGUUCAGACAUUCAAGUCAUAUCUCGCCUCACGCAAACACCUCGCGUCGAGACGAAAGAAUACGACUCGCCCUUUCAGCAUCUGUCCGAAGAUAUCGAUUGUUCUGAGGCUAGACGGUCCUUGGAUCGUUCUAAUACAAGUGAGGAGGAGUUCCAAUUGCGACCGCUCAUUCACAAGACCGAAUUUGAGGAGAUACUGGCGACGAGGGACGUUCCUUCAGUUGGAUCUCACAUUAUGGUGGACAAUUGUACAGCUGGCAUUCAUCGAAGAACAGAAUUCUUUGAAUUUCUCAAGCUCUACAGAAACAGUCUUGUAUAAGGGGAACCAACUCCUAGGCGAAGCAAUUGAUGAAAUGUUAAACAAACUGGGGGAGAUACGGAUAAGACAAUGACGGACCAGAGAGUUCCUAGCUAAGCCAUGUUCAAAGCUUGCAACAGAUCUUUUUGCCCUAAAAGUGUGUACGAGAAUUCUGAGAUCGUGUCACCAUCUUUCUGCGUCGAUCAUCUUCUGAGCAUGUUCUCUUUCUCUUUCUGGUUCCUUGAUCACCGUGAUGUUGCGGUCUUCUAAUAGCCUGUUGCUCGUCAGGGGUUUUCGAGCCUUGCCAAUCAAUGACAGCCUUAUGCCCGAUAUCUC
This is a messenger RNA of Colletotrichum godetiae, 2676 nucleotides long. RefSeq lists its product as uncharacterized. The transcript has 4 exons. NCBI's taxonomy places the organism in Eukaryota, Fungi, Ascomycota, Sordariomycetes, Glomerellales, Glomerellaceae. The record is from RefSeq and is a predicted model, not a curated record. The coding region runs from base 1 to 2361 and encodes 786 amino acids.